AUGCUUAGUGAUUUAGUCUACUGUCCCGAUAUUGACUAUGCUAGUGAUUUAGUCUACUGUCCCGAUAUUGACUAUGUUAGUGAUUUAGUCUACUGUCCCGAUAUUGACUAUGUUAGUGAUUUAGUCUACUGUCCCGAUAUUGACUAUGUUAGUGAUUUAGUCUACUGUCCCGAUAUUGACUAUGUUAGUGAUUUAGUCUACUGUCCCGAUAUUGACUAUGUUAGUGAUUUAUUCUACUGUCCCGAUAUUGACUAUGUUAGUGAUUUAAUCUAUUGUCCCGAUAUUGACUAUGUUAGUGAUUUAGUCUACUGUACCGAUAUUGACUAUGCUAGUGAUUUAGUCUACUGUCCCGAUAUUGACUAUGUUAGUGAUUUAGUCUACUGUACCGAUAUUGACUAUGCUAGUGAUUUAGUCUACUGUCCCGAUAUUGACUAUGCUAGUGAUUUAGUCUACUGUCCCGAUAUUGACUAUGUUAGUGAUUUAGUCUACUGUCCAGAUAUUGACUAUGCUAGUGAUUUAGUCUACUGUCCCCAUAUUGACUAUGCCAGUGAUUUAGUCUACUGUCCCGAUAUUGACUAUGCCAGUGAUUUAGUCUACUGUCCCGAUAUUGACUAUGCUAGUGAUUUAGUCUACUGUACCGAUAUUGACUAUGCUAGUGAUUUAGUCUACUGUACCGAUAUUGACUAUGUUCGUGAUUUGGUCUACUGUCCAGAUAUUGACUAUGCUAGUGAUUUAGUCUACUGUCCCGAUAUUGACUAUGUUAGUGAUUUAGUCUACUGUCCAGAUAUUGACUAUGCUAGUGAUUUAGUCUACUGUCCCGAUAUUGACUAUGCUAGUGAUUUAGUCUACUGGCUCGAUAUUGACUAUGCUAGUGAUUUAUUCUACUGUCCCGAUAUUGACUAUGCUAGUGAUUUAGUCUACUGUCCAGAUAUUGACUAUGCUAGUGAUUUAGUCUACUGUCCCGAUAUUGAUUAUGCUAGUGAUUUAGUCUACUGUCCCGAUAUUGACUAUGCUAGUGAUUUAGUCUACUGGCUCGAUAUUGACUAUGCUAGUGAUUUAUUCUACUGUCCCGAUAUUGACUAUGCUAGUGAUUUAUUCUACUGUCCCGAUAUUGACUAUGUUAGUGAUUUAGUCUACUGUCCCGAUAUUGACUAUGCUAGUGAUUUAGUCUACUGGCUCGAUAUUGACUAUGCUAGUGAUUUAUUCUACUGUCCCGAUAUUGACUAUGCUAGUGAUUUAUUCUACUGUCCCGAUAUUGACUAG
Molecule: messenger RNA, 1263 nt
Organism: Pecten maximus
Lineage: Eukaryota; Metazoa; Mollusca; Bivalvia; Pectinida; Pectinidae
Exons: 1
Coding region: 1-1263 (420 amino acids)
Cellular component (GO): cornified envelope; cytoplasm
Source: RefSeq, a predicted model, not a curated record